AUGAGCAGCAAGACGGAGACCAGCAGAGAACGACUGAAGACCAUGGUUGCCCCAGACGCCUGGUGGUGUGCUGCUCUGCCAAUCCGAAGCCUGAACCUCUUUGCGGGGUCUCCGCAGCGUGUACACCCCACUGGCGCCAGGCAUCGUUUUUGCUACAUCCGCAGGGUUGACAGUUCCACUUCGGCUCGGACCAAUCAGUCCACUUCUCAUUGCUCCUGCCACUACAAUAUACCACCAACGUCCAUCGCGCCCCAUGUGCUCCAGGUGCGGGCCCCGCUCAGUGGUGCGAGGGAUCGUGAGAGCGAGGGUACAAGUCCCUCAGCCUGA
Prorocentrum cordatum is the source of this 327-nucleotide messenger RNA. The record is from the annotation of a GenBank genome assembly. NCBI's taxonomy places the organism in Eukaryota, Dinophyceae, Prorocentrales, Prorocentraceae.